Molecule: messenger RNA, 1655 nt
Organism: Pygocentrus nattereri (red-bellied piranha)
Lineage: Eukaryota; Metazoa; Chordata; Actinopteri; Characiformes; Serrasalmidae
Gene: cd22
Product: cd22 molecule
Exons: 8
Coding region: 39-1271 (410 amino acids)
Source: RefSeq, a predicted model, not a curated record
GACACUAACAGUAACUUAGAGGAGACAACAGUGUUAAAAUGCUUGUAAAACAGAUCCAUUUGUUAAAUUUAUGCAUCCUGAUGCAGUUCACUCGAACAGCUGUGGCCUCCAGGGAGUGGGCAGUUUGGUACAAAUCCGAACAAUACUGCGUAUUUAAAGGUUCUUCUGUGGAUUUUGGCUGCACAUACAACUACCCAGCUGACUACAGGGUCAAAAUCCUCAAGUGGAUCAAACAAGAACCAAAGCACAUAAAACCUGUUUACCACUCGGACCCUGAGCAGGUAGAUUUAUCAUACAGAAGAAGAACGGAGUUGGCUAAUGAAGACAACAACUGCACCCUUAGACUGCACAAUGUUUCCGAGAGCGACGUGGGGAAAUACUACUUCUGCUUUUAUACAGGACAGGCAGGCUCAGAAGGAACAUACUUAAAUGUAGCAGUUCUACCCUUUAGAGUGAGACUGAUUUCCAACAGGAUGGACGGCUUCAUCCAGGAAGGGGACAGGGUGAAUUUGACCUGUGAGACUGAAAACUGCACCCCCUCAGGAGAACAAAUCACCUGGUUUAAGGAUGGGGUCCCACUUCCUCUGAUCAAAUUGUGGGAACUCAGAUUCAACCCAGUCUCUCCCAGUGACUUUGGCAACUAUGCCUGUGGCCUAAAUUACAGCGCCAUCUCAACAGCACCUCAUUUUCUGCUCGACGUGAGAUACAGUCCCAGGAAUGUUUCUCUCACUGCACAUUCGGCAAGACUUAUUCAUAAUGGAAAUACAUUGACGCUGAUCUGCGAGAGCAGCGCUAAACCGCCGGCCAGAACAUACUCCUUGUUUAAAAUGAAUGGAACAGAUGUGUUUCAGAUAGGAUGGGGUCAUAAUUACACUGUCCCAGUUGUCGGUCCUGGGGACAGUGGACAGUACUUCUGCCUGGCUCAAAAUGCUCUGGGAUCGCAAAACUCUACAGUGAUCACUAUAAGAGUACAAGAUUCCAAAGAUCCUGAUCACUUGCUGUUUGUGCGAGCAGCACUGGGAGCACUGUUAUUUGCAGGCAUUGUAACAGUCGCCCUCUUGUACCUUAUAAAGAGGAGGAAACAGCCUUCAUCUUCCAUCAGUGACAUUACUGAAAACUUGUCAAAUACUGUCCUCACUUCAGGGCUGGAGUCUAGCCAAAGCACUGGAUCUCUACACAACUUACAAAUGCCAGAAGCCACUGCCUCUGAGAGGAUUUCUGACAACUUUGCUGUUAUUCACAGUUCAGACACUGGAAUUAGCCUCAGCUGAGCUUCGCGGAGCUACGAUUCCAACCAGCCAUGACAAACAGAUCAACCUGGACUAGGAAAGAGGUGUACAUAACUGUCGGAACACAUACCAUAGCAACAUGAGAGGCUGAAUAACUUUGUCACUCUCAAAUUUAUACAAAAAAGGUUUGUUUUAAUGUCAAAUGGACAACUUGACUGUAAAUACAUAAAUUUCAGUUUUUGUAAAGUAUGUUACAGUGUAAAAAAGAAUGACAAAAUAUGUAUGUGCAAAAAUAUACAGUACAGUCUGAAGCCUGAAUUAUGCAAAUUUGUUUGUGUCCUGAUGGUGCAGUGGUUAUGUCCUGAACAUGCUUGGGGACACCCUACUCUGGGGGCAGUCGUGGGCUGGAGGUUAGGGAACUAGCCC